Molecule: messenger RNA, 1668 nt
Organism: Colletotrichum navitas
Lineage: Eukaryota; Fungi; Ascomycota; Sordariomycetes; Glomerellales; Glomerellaceae
Product: FAD binding domain-containing protein
Exons: 3
Coding region: 1-1668 (555 amino acids)
Molecular function (GO): oxidoreductase activity; FAD binding
Source: RefSeq, a predicted model, not a curated record
AUGCCUCGUAUCCAAGACUUUGAGGGUAUGCAAUGCUCUCGCACCGGCGAUGAGCUCGAACAGCAAGAUUAUGCAUUCUUUAACCAGCAGUAUGCCACCUCUUCGUACCAAGAGGAGCAUAACAUGAACCCGGACCUCAUCGUCCGUCCCAAACAUGAUCAAGACGUCAUCAGGGCAGUCAACUGGGCCCGUGAGAACAAGGUCGCUGUGGCUGUGAAGAGCGGCGGUCACCAGUACAGCGGCGCAUCGUCCACGGGCGGCAGUAACAUACAGCUCGAUCUGAACGACACCUACAAAGACCUGAUGAUUAUACGGCCCAAGGACCCCAUUGCGGAGGACAAGGCGCUCGUCUAUAUUGGCGUUAGCACCACCAUGAUGGGCCUUAACAAGUACCUCACGCAUAACAAGCUCUUCGUUCCCACCGGGCAAUGUGCCUUUGUCGGCGUGGGUGGCCACGGUCAGACUGGCGGCUACGGACAGCUCGGCCGCAGCUUUGGCCUCUUCGGCGACCAUAUCAAGACCGUCCGGCUUGUCUGCCACGAUGGUAUCAUCCGUGACAUCACCAAGGCCAACGACCCAGAAGUGUUCUAUGCUCUGCUCGGCGGCAGCCCUGGUAAUUUCGGAAUCAUCACACAUUAUGUUGUUGAGGUGUACAAGUCUAAGAGUUACCUUGACACUGUUUCUGGACCCAACAACUUCAAGGGCCCCCACGGAAUCAAGGCCUUCUGGAUCUAUAGCAAAGAAGUCCUCACCCGCCUCCUCACCACCGUCGCUGCAACGGCUGACGAUCCCACUUUCCCACGUGGCUUCAACCUAUGCGUUAGCGUUGUUAGCAUGGACUUCCCUAUGGCAACGCUGUUCAAGGACCUCAACGACGGGACCGACAAGAUCAGGCACAUUCUCAAGGACAAAUUCCUCAAGUUGCUCAACAGCAAGGUUCCCUGGUGCCUGACUAACAAGGGCGACAAGGACGACGCAAGUGUCGACGCCUGGUUCGCCAAGUUCCGGGAACUUAAGGGGCUGCUGGAGAACGAAACCCUCCAGUUCAACGAGUUCGACAUGGAAAUGUCCGACAUGACUGGCCAAUGGCUCUUCCCAAAGGCGCGCAAGUUCGACCUGCCCUACGUCAAACGCACCUACGCGACCAAGUCGACGACGCUGGGCAAGGACAAGUGGGUCGACGCCGUGGUCAACCGCAUCGAUCUCAUCUACAGCCCCGAGCACUUCCUCCAGGAGGUGGCCGGCGAGAACGGCUUCGAGCGCUACAUGCGGUGCAAGCUCUCCGUGCAGAUCCAGUGCUUCGGCGGCAAAAACUCGCGCUUUUGCACCAACAGGGACAACGGGACCUCGUACAGCUGGAGGGACUCGUCCGUCUUGCAGACCCUGGACUGCUUCCACAACCCGGACGAGGAAUCCAAGAAGUAUGCGCAGGCGUGGCAGGCCAAGAACCACGCCGUCAUGACCGGGCCGCAGAGCCCUUUCAGCAAACAGGACAGACGCGUGUUGUGGGGUUCCUACGGGGACUGGAAGAUGGCCGAUGAGAAGAUCUGGAGGACGUACUACGAGGACGAGGCCAAGUACAAGCGGCUUGGUAAAGCCAGGGCUAAAGCUGAUCCCAACGGCACGUUCACCGCGAACCCUUUUGCAGUCACCGCGGUUCGCGAUUAA